Sparassis crispa is the source of this 963-nucleotide messenger RNA. RefSeq lists its product as hypothetical. Bases 1 to 963 code for a protein of 320 amino acids. The transcript has a single exon. The record is from RefSeq and is a predicted model, not a curated record. NCBI's taxonomy places the organism in Eukaryota, Fungi, Basidiomycota, Agaricomycetes, Polyporales, Sparassidaceae. Gene Ontology annotation, molecular function: protein binding.
AUGGCGCAGAACGCCGCAGGGUGUGACAUCGAUGCAGAACAACAUGCUUCUCACAGUGAUGCUAUUGAAAUCCCCAAUGGCAAAUGGCACCCGUCUUUCUGUUCAGAGGACGCAGAUAUAAUACUCUGCUCGAAUGAUAACACACUCUUUCGUGUGCACUCUCACAUACUCAAACUGGCCUCGGGAUGGUUCCGUGGGAUGUUCACUCUUCCUCAGGGAUCUCCUGCCUCUGCAGGCCCUGACAUUAUCUCACUCGGCGAGAAUGAGGACGUCAUCGCCGGCCUCUUGAAGAUGAUUAGUGCUAUGGAGUCACCCGCACUUCAUUCUAUCGACCUCGUGGAGUCCAUACUUCUUGCCGCCGAGAAGUACGACAUGCCCGGGCCCGUCUCCAUCAUCCGCAUCGCACUCUCUAGCUCUUUCUUGGAAGCGUCUCCAGUCCGGCUGUACGGGAUCGCGUACCGCAGAGGUUGGAUGAGAGAGGCUAAACUGGCAUCCUCUCGCACCCUCACCCUCAACUUGUGCGAUCCGGUGGUGGCUGCCGAGUUAAGUGCCGUGGACAGCACCGCUGUAGUGCAGCUCAUACUCCUCCAUCGACGUAGAAAGGAUGUUCUCAAAGCCUUCUUGGACGAUGCCGCAAAUUUUGCGGCUAAUAGGACAACAGUGUGUAUGAACUGUGGCUCACAUGUUGGAAACGGUCAAUGGUUGGCCCUGAAGUACAGUUGGGUUGCAAGGAUGGACUACAAGCCGUUCGGAGUCGCACUUGAAGCUACUGAUCUGGAGUGCGAAGAGCUCAGGGCGGUCCUCGAGGCGCAGUGUGUCGACUGUGCAGGCUUUUUAUAUGAAGCCGCUACGACCAACCGCAACUUGCGGAUAGCGAUAGCAGCUCUGCCUCAAGUCGUAGAGGUGUGUUUCAGCACGAUUUCCCAACUGAGCAACUUCAAUAUUGACGGGACCGGAAUGUAG